Suncus etruscus (white-toothed pygmy shrew) is the source of this 1462-nucleotide messenger RNA. It is a transcript of the gene WDR12, whose product is annotated as WD repeat domain 12. Gene Ontology annotation, biological process: maturation of LSU-rRNA from tricistronic rRNA transcript (SSU-rRNA, 5.8S rRNA, LSU-rRNA); maturation of 5.8S rRNA from tricistronic rRNA transcript (SSU-rRNA, 5.8S rRNA, LSU-rRNA); ribosome biogenesis. The coding region runs from base 79 to 1350 and encodes 423 amino acids. The transcript has 13 exons. Gene Ontology annotation, molecular function: protein binding. Lineage: Eukaryota; Metazoa; Chordata; Mammalia; Eulipotyphla; Soricidae. The record is from RefSeq and is a predicted model, not a curated record. Gene Ontology annotation, cellular component: preribosome, large subunit precursor; PeBoW complex.
CCCCGGGGCCCUCGUCCACCGCCCCGCGAGAUCGCAGCGCGCGCGCUGGCCGGGCCGAGCCCCCGGUUCCUCGGGACCAUGGCGCAACUCCAGACGCGCUUUUUCACGGACAACAAGAAAUAUGCAGUAGAUGAUGUUCCCUUCUCAAUUCCUGCAACUUCUGAAAUUGCUGACCUUAGUAACCUCAUCAAUAAAUUGUUGGAGGCCAAAAAUGAGUUACACAAACAUGUGGAGUUUGAUUUUCUUAUCAAGGGGCAGUUCUUGCGUAUGCCUUUGUUCAAACACAUGGAAUUGGAAAACAUCUCAUCGGAAGAGGUGGUGGAGCUCGAGUACGUUGAGAAGUACACGGCACCUCAGCCACAGCAGUGCUUUCUCCACGAUGACUGGAUCAGCUCUGUCCAGGGCGCCGAAGAAUGGAUCUUGACUGGUUCUUACGAUAAGACUGCUCGGAUUUGGUCCUUAGAAGGAAAGUCUAUAAUGACCAUUGCGGGACACACCGACGUUGUCAAAGAUGUGGCCUGGGUGAAGAAAGACAGUCUGUCUUGCCUGCUGCUGAGCGCCUCAAUGGACCAGACCGUGCUCCUGUGGGAGUGGAAUGUGGAGAGGAACAAGGUGAAAGCCCUACACUGCUGCCGUGGCCAUGCAGGAAGCGUGGACUCCAUAACCGUGCACAGCUCUGGCACCAAAUUUUGCAGUGGCUCCUGGGAUAAGAUGCUAAAGAUUUGGUCUGCAGUCCCUACAGAUGAAGAAGAUGAAAUUGAGGAACCCACUGAUAGACCGAGAAAGAAACAAAAAACAGAUCAAUUGGGACUUACAAGGACUCCCAUCAUGACCCUCUCUGGCCACAAAGAAGCUAUCUCCUCUGUUCUCUGGUCGGACACUGAUGAAAUCUGCAGUGCCUCUUGGGACCACACAAUCAAAGUGUGGGAUGGCGAGUCCGGUGCCCUGAAGACAACUUUGACAGGAAAUAAAGUGUUCAACUGUAUCUCCUAUUCUCCGCUGUGUAGACGUUUAGCAUCUGGCAGCACAGAUCGGCAUAUCAGACUGUGGGAUCCCCGAACUAAAGAUGGUUCUCUCGUGUCGCUGUCCCUCACCUCACACAAUGGCUGGGUCACAUCCGUUAAGUGGUCACCAACCCACGAGCAGCAGCUGAUCUCAGGUUCCCUAGACAAGUUUGUCAAGCUGUGGGAUACAAGAAGCUGUAAGGCUCCUCUCUAUGACCUGGCUGCUCAUGAAGACACAGUUCUGACUGUAGACUGGACAGAUGCAGGGUUACUCCUAAGCGGAGGAGCAGACAAUAAAUUAUAUUCCUACAGAUACUCACCGACCACUUCCCAUGUGGGGGCAUAAAAGUAAAUGACAUUUGACAGUGGAGACUCUAGAAAGUGAAAAAAGAAUACUCAGAUUACAACGAAUUCAGAAAGAAACUUGUGUGAAUUAAACUAUUUCACCCUUGAUAUAA